Messenger RNA from Penaeus chinensis, 1566 nucleotides. It is a transcript of the gene Rpt1, whose product is annotated as 26S proteasome regulatory subunit 7-like. The record is from RefSeq and is a predicted model, not a curated record. Lineage: Eukaryota; Metazoa; Arthropoda; Malacostraca; Decapoda; Penaeidae. Gene Ontology annotation, biological process: proteasome-mediated ubiquitin-dependent protein catabolic process. Gene Ontology annotation, molecular function: ATP hydrolysis activity; proteasome-activating activity; ATP binding. Gene Ontology annotation, cellular component: proteasome regulatory particle, base subcomplex.
UUCCAUCGGCAAGUGACUGAAAGUUUCGAGUCAUCCUGAAGGAGGUCGGAGUCCCUCGUCCUUUUUGUCUUUUGUGGCGGAAAUCUAACAAAAAUCCAAGAUGCCUGACCAUUUAGGCUCUGAUAUGAGAAAGACGAAGGAGGAAAAUAAAGAAGAGGAGGCGAUUAGAGUGUUGGAUGAAGCUGAUAUUUCUUUACUAAAAACUUAUGGCCAAGGACCAUACACCAAAGUCAUCAAGAACAUUGAAGACGACAUCCAAAAGGCAGUGAAGAAAGUGAACGAUCUCACUGGCAUCAAGGAGUCUGAUACUGGUCUUGCCCCCCCUGCCCUUUGGGAUUUGGCGGCUGAUAAACAAACUCUCCAGAAUGAGCAGCCACUUCAGGUUGCAAGAUGCACAAAGAUCAUCAACGCUGAUUCGGAGGAUCCCAAAUACAUAAUUAAUGUUAAGCAGUUUGCAAAGUUUGUGGUGGAUCUUGCUGAUUCUGUUGCACCUACUGACAUCGAAGAGGGAAUGAGGGUGGGUGUGGAUCGUAAUAAGUACCAGAUUCACAUUCCUUUGCCUCCCAAGAUUGAUCCCUCAGUGACUAUGAUGCAAGUCGAGGAGAAGCCAGAUGUCACUUACUCUGAUGUGGGAGGAUGUAAGGAGCAGAUAGAAAAGCUCCGCGAAGUAGUUGAGACUCCCCUCUUGCAUCCUGAAAGAUUUGUGAACCUGGGUAUUGAACCUCCAAAAGGUGUCUUGCUGUUUGGCCCCCCAGGCACUGGCAAGACUCUUUGUGCCCGUGCAGUCGCGAACCGAACUGACGCCUGCUUCAUUCGUGUAAUUGGUUCAGAAUUGGUCCAGAAAUACGUUGGAGAGGGAGCUAGAAUGGUGAGAGAGCUUUUUGAAAUGGCCCGCAGCAAGAAGGCUUGUCUCAUCUUCUUUGAUGAAAUUGACGCCAUUGGGGGAGCCCGUUUUGAUGAUGGUGCUGGAGGUGAUAAUGAAGUGCAGAGAACUAUGUUAGAGUUGAUUAACCAGUUGGAUGGAUUUGAUCCACGUGGAAAUAUCAAGGUUCUCAUGGCCACUAAUAGACCAGACACCUUGGACCCAGCUUUGAUGAGACCUGGCCGUUUGGAUAGGAAAGUCGAAUUUGGGCUUCCUGACUUGGAAGGUCGUGCUCACAUUUUCAAAAUCCAUGCCAAGUCCAUGUCGGUGGAAAGAGAUAUUCGUUUCGAUCUCCUCGCUCGUCUUUGCCCUAACAGUACAGGUGCUGAGAUCCGGUCUGUCUGUACAGAAGCUGGUAUGUACGCCAUUCGAGCACGCAGGAAGGUUGCUACAGAAAAAGAUUUCCUCGAUGCUGUAAACAAGGUCAUCAAGGCCUAUGCCAAAUUCUCAGCUACGCCUCGAUACAUGACGUACAAUUAAUUUAUGUUUUACAGGUCUUCUAUGGAAUAUUUUUUAGCAGUACUUUGCUCGUGAAACCAUUUCAUUAUCAUUAUUAUUAUUUUGUAAAACAAGUGUGGUAUAUUUAUGUAUUAAGAUUCUUAAAACCGCAUCAAGUGGAAUUUGAUUAAAUAUAUACAAUCUAA